Condylura cristata (star-nosed mole) is the source of this 1977-nucleotide messenger RNA. RefSeq names its product LIM homeobox 3 (gene LHX3). Gene Ontology annotation, biological process: protein folding. Bases 1 to 1977 code for a protein of 658 amino acids. The transcript is spliced from 11 exons. The record is from RefSeq and is a predicted model, not a curated record. Gene Ontology annotation, cellular component: Golgi membrane. Gene Ontology annotation, molecular function: protein disulfide isomerase activity; DNA binding; flavin-dependent sulfhydryl oxidase activity. Lineage: Eukaryota; Metazoa; Chordata; Mammalia; Eulipotyphla; Talpidae.
AUGCUCCAGCGGCGGCUGCGGGCGGAAGGGCUGCGGGUGCAGCACCGGGCCGCGCUGCUGCGCCUGCGCGAGAGGGCCGCCGAGGAGCCGCGGGAAGCCCUGGGGCCACGGGAGCGGGGCCAGGUGAGGGCGCUGGAGAGGGAACCCCGCUUCCUGCGCGACGUCCCCGCGUUAGAGCCUCAGCAGAGGAAGCUGCCCCUGCAGCUCCGGAAGGACAGCGCCUGCGGGCGGGGGGCCUUGGCCAGCCGGGGGCCCCCGCCGCUCCUGGCCCCACCCCCUCCGCCUCAGAGCUCCAGCCCCCAAGUCAAGGCCGAUGAGGAGGCCAGCCAGCAGCGGGGGGGGCCCGUGUGCAGCCCCUCGAGCCCCCCGGCCAGGCAGCCCACCAGCGCGCCCCCCGCUGAGGCCCCCGAGCCCCGCGUGUCACAGGCCCAGCACUGUGUCCAUGCCUUUGCCCCGGGACUGCCCCCUGGGGGCUCCCUCCCCCCACCAUGGCCCCUAGACCACUGGCCACAGCCGCCCCUGGGGCCCCCCUCGGGCGGCGCUGCCCGCACGGCAGGGCCCGCGGUCACCAUUGCCCUCUGCACCUGUUCCCUUCUCAGCGAGCAGCGGGAGGGGACGCCCCCCGCGGCCACCCGGCCUGCAGAGGCUCAGCUGCGGCCUCCAAGAAGCGUGACCCGCGCCCGGCGAGCUCGUGCCCAUGACUUGGCUGGGCAGAGACGGCCUGGGCCUCGCCUGUGUGACCCGCCAGGUCACUCACCCGGCGCCGAGCCCUGGGGACGCCCCGAGGGGCUGCCGGGCGCGCCGUGGCGGGCGCUGCCACCCUGUGCCGUGGCGCAGGUGAUCCUGGACCUGCUUCCGUUCGAGAACAUCCUGGUGAGGCGAGCCCUGGACACAGACUCGGCCCUCCUGGGGCAGCUGGGCGUUUCUUCCGUCCCCGCCUGCUACCUGAUUCACCCGAACGGGUCUCGCGGCCUGGUUGACGUCGGGAAGCCGCUCCGGUCGUUUUAUUCCUCCUACUUGAAGUCGCUGCCGGAGGUGCGGAAGAAGCAGCUUCUGUCGCCUGAGAAGCCGAGCAAAGAGGCCGCCUCGGAAGGCGCCGUGUGGAGGGACUUUGACAGGUCCAAGCUGUACACGGCGGACCUCGAGUCGGGCCUGCACUACCUGCUGCGCGUGGAGCUGGCCACCCGCCGGGCCCUGGCCGGAGCCGAGCUGAAGGCGCUGAGGGACUUCGUGACGGUCCUGGCCAAGCUGCUGCCCAGCCGGCCGCCCGUCAGGAAGCUGCUGGAGAUGCUGCAGGAGUGGCUGACCAGCCUCCCCCUGGACAGGGUCCCCUACAGCGCCAUCCUCGACCUGGUCGACAACAAGAUGCGGGUGAGGGUGCUGCAGGUGUGGUUCCAGAACCGCCGCGCCAAGGAGAAGAGGCUGAAGAAGGACGCGGGCCGCCAGCGCUGGGGCCAGUACUUCCGCAGCAUGAAGCGCGCCCGCGGCGCCCCCAAGCCCGACAAGGACAGCGGCCAGGAGGAGGGGCAGGACAGCGACGCGGAGGUCGCCUUCCCGGAUGAGCCAGCCAUGGCAGAGAUGGGCCCCGCCGGCGUCCUCUACGGCAGCCUGGGGGAGCCCACCCCAGCCUUGGGCCGGCCCGCGGGGGCCCCCAGCAGCUUCCCCCUGGAGCACGGAGGCCUGGCUGGUCCCGAGCAGUACGCAGAGCUGCGCCCCAGCAGCCCCUACGGCGUCCCCCCCUCCCCCGCCGCCCUGCAGAGCCUCUCCGGCCCCCAGCCCCUCCUCUCCAGCCUGGUGUACCCCGAUGCUGGCCUGGGCCUGCUGCCCACGGGGACCCCGGGCGGGCCCCCGCCCAUGAGGGUGCCGACAGGAAACGGCCCCAGCUCGGACCUGUCCACGGGGAGCAGCGGGGGCUACCCCGACUUCCCGGCCAGCCCCGCCUCCUGGCUGGACGAAGUGGACCGCGCUCAGUUCUGA